Brienomyrus brachyistius is the source of this 3089-nucleotide messenger RNA. RefSeq names its product ATP-dependent 6-phosphofructokinase, platelet type-like. The record is from RefSeq and is a predicted model, not a curated record. Gene Ontology annotation, biological process: fructose 1,6-bisphosphate metabolic process; canonical glycolysis; fructose 6-phosphate metabolic process. Gene Ontology annotation, cellular component: membrane; 6-phosphofructokinase complex; cytoplasm. Gene Ontology annotation, molecular function: 6-phosphofructokinase activity; monosaccharide binding; ATP binding. The transcript has 22 exons. NCBI's taxonomy places the organism in Eukaryota, Metazoa, Chordata, Actinopteri, Osteoglossiformes, Mormyridae. Bases 175 to 2532 code for a protein of 785 amino acids.
GAGGCUUCUCUUGGUAAAAAGCGGAGCACGGCAAGGGCAUAUAAGAGAGGGGGCGGACAUUCUUACAGGAAUUUCUCUCAAGUCCCACGAUAACCGGCACUUUUAAUAUUUAUAUAGCCCGCAUUUGAGCACUAAUAUUAUUAUAUAUCCACUUGGAGGGUGAAGACGGAAAACAUGGCGCAGCCAGACAAGAAAUUUUUCGAGAACCUCUCCGGCGCUGGCAAAGCCAUCGCCGUGCUGACAAGCGGGGGGGAUGCUCAAGGUAUGAACGCAGCCGUCCGCGCUGUUGUCCGCAUGGGAAUCUACGUGGGAGCCAAAGUGUACUUCAUCCAUGAGGGCUAUCAGGGCAUGGUGGACGGCGGGGACAACAUCAUUGAGGCCACAUGGGAGAGCGUCUCCAGCAUGCUGCAAGUGGGCGGCACGGUAAUAGGCAGCGCCCGCUGUAUGGAGUUCCGCAAGCACGAGGGCCGCCUGAAGGCCGCCCACAACCUGGUGCAGCACGGCAUCACCAACCUGUGUGUCAUCGGCGGCGACGGGAGCCUCACGGGCGCAAACCUCUUCAGGGAGGAGUGGAGCGGCCUACUGGAGGAGCUGCUGCAGCAGGGCCUGAUCGACGCGGACGCGGUGCAGAAGUACUCAGCCCUGCACAUUGUCGGCAUGGUGGGCUCCAUCGACAACGAUUUCUGCGGCACCGACAUGACCAUCGGAACGGACUCGGCCCUGCACAGGAUCAUCGAGGUGGUGGACGCCAUCAUGACCACAGCUCAGAGCCACCAGAGGACGUUCGUGCUGGAGGUGAUGGGACGGCAUUGCGGCUACCUGGCCCUGGUGAGCGCCCUGGCCUGCGGUGCUGACUGGGUCUUCAUCCCUGAGAUGCCUCCUGAGGACGGCUGGGAGGAGCAGAUGUGCCAUAAACUGUCUGAGUGCCGCUCGAGGGGAUCCAGGCUGAACAUUAUUCUGGUGGCUGAGGGGGCGAUUGACAGGCACGGCAAACCCAUAACCUCUAACGAAGUCAAGGACCUCGUCGUGAAAUGCCUUGGCUUCGACACACGAGUCACCAUUCUGGGACACGUCCAGAGGGGCGGGACGCCCUCCGCAUUCGACCGCAUCCUGGCUAGCCGGAUGGGCGUGGAGGCCGUGCACGCCCUGUUGGAAACGACAGCCAACACCCCGGCCUGCGUGGUGUCGCUCUGUGGGAACCAGGCGGUACGCCUGCCACUGAUGGAGUGCGUGCAGAUGACACAAGAGGUGCAGAAAGCCAUGGAUGAGAAGAAGUUCGAAGAAGCCGUGAAGCUGCGUGGCAGGAGCUUCGAAAAUAACCUGAACACGUACAAACUCCUCGCGCAUCGAAAGCCGGAGUCAGAGCUUCCAAAGAGCUCCUUUAACGUGGCCGUGCUGAACGUGGGCGCUCCUGCCGCGGGCAUGAACGCCGCUGUGCGAGCCGCUGUCAGGGUGGGCAUCUCCGAGGGGCACAAGAUGUUUGCGGUCAACGACGGCUUCGAGGGCUUCGCCAAGGGACAGAUAAAGGAGAUCAAAUGGGGUGAUGUUGGAGGGUGGACCGGUCAAGGGGGCUCCCUUUUAGGAACAAAAAGGACCCUUCCUGGCAAAUACUUGGAUAAAAUCGCGGAGCAGAUGACGCUGCACAACAUCAACGCGCUGCUGGUCAUCGGAGGAUUUGAGGCCUUUGAGAGCGUGCUCCAGCUAUACGAGGCCCGCACCAACUUCGAGGAGUUAUGUGUGCCACUCUGUAUGCUGCCUGCCACCAUUAGUAACAAUGUGCCCGGCACCGAUCUCAGCAUCGGCGCCGACACGGCCCUCAAUGCCAUCGUGGAGACGUGUGACCGCAUCAAGCAGUCGGCCAGCGGGACUAAGCGGCGUGUCUUCAUCAUUGAGACCAUGGGGGGCUACUGCGGCUACCUGGCUACCGUGGGGGGCCUGGCGGCCGGCGCCGACGCUGCCUACGUCUUUGAGGAGCCUUUCGACAUCCGGGACCUGCAGGCUAAUGUGGAGCAUCUGAGGGAGAAAAUGAAGACCAGUAUCCAGAGAGGGUUGGUGCUGAGGAACGAGAACUCGAACGUCAACUACACGACGGACUUUAUCUACCAGCUGUACACCGAAGAGGGCCGAGGCAUCUUCGACUGCAGGAAGAACGUCCUUGGUCACAUGCAGCAGGGAGGUGCGCCAUCUCCAUUCGACAGGAACUUCGGGACGAAAAUAUCAGCCAAGGCUAUGCAGUGGAUCUCUAAGAAACUCAAGGAGGGGUACAGGCAAGGCCGGGUGUUUACCAACACGGAGGACUCCGCCUGCCUGCUGGGGAUGCGACGGAGAGCCCUGGUCUUCCAGCCCGUGGUGCAGCUCAAGGACCAGACGGACUUUGUACACCGGAUCCCGAAGGAGCAGUGGUGGCUGAAACUGCGUCCCCUAAUGAAGAUCCUGGCCAAAUACAAGACCAGCUACGACGUGUCUGACUCGGGCCAGCUGGAGCACGUGGUGCGGAACCGGCCCAAGGAGACCGACGCUGCUACUCUCUGAGGCCCCCUGGUGGUCAGCUGGGGUGCUGUCGUGGCUUCUCCUCCCCCGUUCUGUCAGCUGCCGUACUGCCACUCCUAGUCGCUUUCCGAACCAGCCUGCUCGGCUCCUCCCUCUAGAAGGCUACCAUAGGAACGCCACGGGCCACUUUGAGCGGUUUAAAGCGAGCUUCGCUAUCGGUUUCGCGCCCUAGGGCCGGAGCCUGCCGCAUCGCGCUCCACCUCCUGCGUCCCCUGUAUCUGUACUCGUAUUAGUUGUGUGAAGUCAGACAUUAUUGUGCAGUUCUCCUGCUGUAAAUUGUAUUUAUGGCACUAUUAGUGUGUGCUGUGUGAAUGUCGUAUUAAGAUAUGCUGCAGUAAGUAUGGUGGCCCUGAAGUACAAAAUAGCACAGUAAGAAAAUGCAAAAAUAACGCUCCUACACUUUCUUGAUGUGUUCUGCUCUUCAUGGCUAUUAUAGGUAGGUUCUUUCAUUGUAAAUCACUAAGCUGAAAAUCCAGUAAAUGCCCAGACUUGGUAUCACUCUAUUUUACGUAAAUAAAUACGUGACGACACACAGACAA